CGUGAGGGGGGAGGUGGCGGCAGCGUUAAGUGAGAAAGGGGGAAAAGGAGGAAAAAAAAAAGGAGGGGAAGGGAGUGUCAGGACAGGGUGGUGCGGCGACACGGGAGGCCUAGUGGCGGCAGAGUGGAGGUUUCAAGGCUGAAGUGAGCUCGGAAACGGCAGUGGCGGCGGGCGGACAAACGGACUGACCGAGCCGGGUGGUGGCGGGAGCCGCGGGAGGAGCCGGAACCAUGCCGGCCGUGAGCCUCCCGCCCAAGGAGAACGCGCUCUUCAAGAGGAUCUUGAGAUGUUAUGAACAUAAACAGUAUAGAAAUGGAUUGAAGUUCUGUAAACAAAUCCUUUCCAAUCCCAAAUUUGCAGAGCAUGGAGAAACCCUGGCCAUGAAAGGAUUAACGUUGAACUGUUUGGGAAAAAAGGAAGAAGCUUAUGAAUUGGUUCGCAGAGGUUUGAGAAAUGAUUUAAAGAGUCAUGUGUGUUGGCAUGUUUAUGGCCUUCUUCAGAGGUCAGACAAGAAGUAUGAUGAAGCCAUUAAGUGCUACCGAAAUGCACUGAAAUGGGAUAAAGACAAUCUUCAGAUCUUAAGAGAUCUCUCCUUACUACAGAUUCAAAUGCGAGACCUUGAGGGCUAUAGGGAAACAAGAUACCAGUUGCUUCAGCUUCGACCUGCACAGAGAGCAUCAUGGAUUGGUUAUGCUAUUGCUUACCAUUUAUUAGAAGACUAUGAAAUGGCAGCAAAAAUUUUAGAAGAGUUUAGGAAAACACAGCAGACAUCUCCUGAUAAAGUGGAUUAUGAAUAUAGUGAACUCCUUUUAUAUCAGAAUCAAGUUCUUCGGGAAGCAGGUCUUUAUAGAGAAGCCUUGGAACAUCUUUGUACCUAUGAAAAGCAGAUUUGUGAUAAACUUGCCGUUGAAGAAACCAAAGGAGAGCUUCUGUUGCAGUUGUGUCGUUUGGAAGAUGCUGCUGAUGUUUAUAGAGGAUUACAAGAGAGGAAUCCUGAAAAUUGGGCCUAUUACAAAGGCUUAGAAAAAGCACUCAAGCCAGCUAAUAUGUUAGAACGGCUAAAAAUAUAUGAGGAGGCCUGGACUAAAUUCCCUAGGGGACUUGUGCCAAGAAGACUGCCAUUAAACUUUUUAUCUGGAGAGAAGUUUAAGGAGUGCUUGGAUAGGUUUCUAAGGAUGAAUUUCAGCAAGGGUUGUCCACCGGUCUUCAAUACCUUGAGGUCUUUAUACAGAGAUAAAGAGAAGGUGGCAAUUGUAGAAGAACUAGUAGUUGGUUAUGAAACUUCUCUAAAAAGCUGUCGCCUAUUUAACCCCAAUGAUGAUGGAAAGGAGGAACCUCCAACCACAUUACUUUGGGUCCAGUACUAUUUGGCACAGCAUUAUGAUAAAAUUGGCCAGCCAUCUAUUGCUCUGGAAUACAUAAAUACCGCUAUUGAAAGUACACCAACAUUGAUAGAACUCUUUCUUGUAAAAGCUAAAAUCUAUAAGCAUGCUGGGAAUAUUAAAGAAGCUGCCAGGUGGAUGGAUGAAGCCCAGGCCCUGGACACAGCAGACAGAUUUAUUAAUUCCAAGUGCGCAAAAUACAUGUUAAAAGCCAAUCUGAUUAAAGAGGCUGAAGAAAUGUGUUCCAAGUUUACAAGGGAAGGAACAUCAGCGGUAGAGAACCUGAAUGAGAUGCAGUGUAUGUGGUUCCAGACAGAAUGUGCCCAGGCAUACAAAGCAAUGAACAAAUUUGGUGAAGCACUUAAGAAAUGCCACGAAAUUGAGAGACAUUUUAUAGAAAUCACCGAUGACCAGUUUGAUUUUCAUACAUACUGUAUGAGGAAGAUCACCCUUAGAUCAUACGUGGACUUAUUAAAACUAGAAGAUGUACUUCGGCAGCAUCCAUUUUACUUCAAAGCAGCCAGAAUUGCUAUUGAGAUCUAUCUGAAGCUGCAUGACAACCCUCUCACAGACGAGAACAAAGAGCAUGAGGCCGAUACAGCAAACAUGUCUGACAAAGAGUUAAAGAAACUACGUAAUAAACAAAGAAGAGCUCAAAAGAAAGCCCAGAUAGAAGAAGAGAAAAAAAAUGCAGAAAAAGAAAAGCAGCAGCGAAAUCAGAAAAAGAAAAAAGAUGACGACGAUGAGGAAAUUGGAGGUCCCAAAGAAGAACUUAUCCCUGAGAAAUUGGCCAAGGUUGAAACUCCGUUGGAAGAAGCUAUUAAGUUUUUAACACCAUUGAAGAACUUGGUGAAGAACAAGAUAGAAACUCAUCUUUUUGCCUUUGAGAUUUACUUUAGGAAAGAAAAGUUUCUUUUGAUGCUACAAUCAGUAAAGCGGGCGUUUGCUAUUGAUUCUAGUCAUCCCUGGCUUCAUGAAUGCAUGAUUCGACUCUUUAAUUCUGUGUGUGAAAGUAAAGACUUACCUGAAGCAGUUAGAACAGUAUUAAAACAAGAAAUGAAUCGUCUUUUUGGAGCAACAAAUCCAAAGAAUUUUAAUGAAACCUUUCUGAAAAGGAAUUCUGAUUCAUUGCCACAUAGAUUAUCAGCUGCCAAAAUGAUAUAUUAUUUAGAUUCUUCUAGUCAGAAACGAGCAAUAGAGCUGGCAACAACACUUGAUGGAUCCCUCACCAACAGAAACCUUCAGACGUGCAUGGAGGUGUUGGAAGCCUUGUGUGGUGGUAGCUUAGGAGACUGUAAAGAAGCUGCUGAAGCGUAUAGAGUGAGUUGUCAUAAGCUUUUCCCUUAUGCUCUGGCUUUCAUGCCUCCUGGAUAUGAAGAGGAUAUGAAGAUCACAGUUAACGGAGAUAGUUCUGCAGAAACGGAAGAACUGGCCAAUGAAAUUUGAACAUCAUUAAACAAGCAAACGGAAUGACUUUGGACCAUAUCUAGUGUAUAAUAUUUUUGUCACGCACCUGCUGCAUUGCUCUUACUUACACAGAAUGAGAGGAGUAAAUGUUCUUGCCUUCAAAUAGUCUUACGUUUUUUUAUCCUGCUGAAAACUAUAUAUAAAAUAUCUUAACAUUACAGGAUAUAGGUUCAGUUUCUUAAAAAAUUAAAAGCUGCUAAAAUUGAGGGGUUUAAAAGAAAAAAAAAUCCGUAUCCUAUUCCUACCUUCCCUUCCCAUGUUUUUAACUAAUUUAUAUACUCUGGAGGCUAUAACAGCUAACAUAGCAGGUGUGUGGCAGAAAUAUUACUUUAAAUUUGUCUUGUGAGAUUUUACUAUAUCUCAGACAGCAUAAAUGCUGUUUUAGCACUGGAUUCUUUCACUGAGCACAAAGAGUUGUUGGGGCUUUAGCAUCUGACUGAUUUUGUUACGGGGUUGAUUAUUGACCAUAGGAAGUAUGCAAUGUGAAUCACUGUGUACAGAGCCAUCUACAACAGAUGCUUGACGUUGUAGAUAACUUGGACACAUAGCUACCAAGCAGAUUAAAUGAAACCUAGAAGGUGUUCAGUACGUGUGUUGUGUUUCCAAAAUUCACUGUACAUGAUCAGUUUGGUGUUCUUGUACCACAGUUUUUAACCGAAGGAACCAGUUGGAACAAUCUCAAUUUAACUAAAACUUGAAGAACUAAAAUAACAAUGCAAAGCUUUAGCAUUGUUUUGGCCAAACUUGUUAAAACUGUAAUGCAAGAACCAAAUGCACUGUGAUGUGGCACCAACUAAUUAGCAAGCAUGACUUUUUCACCUGAGAGUGAAAAAAGGAAACUCUACCAUGGCUUGAAGUUAAAGAGCAGAACUCCUGACUACCAUUCUGAUCAAGAGACUAAUAGCUAAAAACCUCAGCAGGCCUUGUUCACGAUAUGCAGAAAAAGUGCUGCAGUUUAGAUACCUCUGGAACUUUUCCACAGUGUCACAGGUUUGUAAUACUUGAAGCCCUUCAUUUCUAAGAAUAUAUUUCUUGCUCAGUUGUUUCAGGCAAGCCCAAGACUUUGUAAUUUUUAAAGGGCCCAAGAUUUUUCUUUUCAAUAACAGACCAGCUUCUUUUUCCUGCAGUUACAAAUGUAAUUUCUUUUUUGUUGUCAAACAUAAGGUACCAAAUAUGAUGCAAUAAAUUGUUUUGAAAAACAGUUGUGUGAAUAUUUCCACUAAUCCGAGUUGGGCUUCUGUGAAAUGCACAGGUGGAAACAGAGGUUGCAAGCCAGAGGCAAUGAAAUGCACUGUAGGGCUAGUAUAGAGGGGAGCUUUUUAGAAUGGGCUAAAUGGUGGUGUCAGGGAAGUUCCAGAAUUAAGUAGAAUGCUGCUCCUUUGUUCAGAUUUCACUGAGGGCUAGGAUGGUGGCAGGUCCUAUGAAUGUAAUUCAUAAUCUGAAAGGGAAACUAAACAUGACCAUUUUGAUUGGGAUAAUGAGCCUUAAACAUGUCAAACCUGGACACUGAGAACUAGCCUCAGGCUCAAUAUUUCUUUAUGUUUGCAAGGUCUGAGCAAUUAAGUUUAAGUAUAAUGAAUUAAGUGUAUAUAAAAUUGAACUUUUGUAGUAUUUUAGUUAUAGAUAGUACAUACACUAAAGGGAAUUUUCAGAAGAUGAGAUCCAUUUAUUUCAUAGUACAUGAUCUGCAUUCCACGUCCCAGUCUAGCAGGUUAGUGAUGCACAAGUACGUACAGUCUGAACUCCAGUGCUUUGCUUUAACAGGCCCUGUCUCAGGAACAUCUUAACAGAUGGCAAAAGAAAAGUGAGCAAACUUUAAAAAUUUUUCUCCUAUGAGUGGCAACUGAGGUUCCUUUUGUUUGGAAAGACACUAGUGGUAUGUCCGCUACUAAUUCAGUGUUGGAGGAGGCACCAGCCAUAUAGUAGGUGUGCGUGUGUGGAUUUGUUUAAAUUCUACUGUAUAUCACAAUGAAAUCCGUCUGUUUGUCUUGACAAUGUUUAAAUGAUAUAGAUUGUCUUAGGAUGAAUAACCAGAAAUACUCAGAACUCUGAUGCCGAUGCCACCCGAGAGGAGCCAAAUUCCUGUCGUGUAUAUUGUAUUCCAACCAAUUUUACUGGAACUAUUGAAUAAAUCUUUUAUUUUCUUUCAGGUUUAUUUGAUAGUGGAUACAUUGUCUGGUAUCACAGGACCUUGACUGGGUUCACCUAAAACAUUGUACUUUACUCUGAGCAUAUCUAUCAAUUGGAUCAUUUCACAUUUACCCCAUUCAUAUUGAGUUAAUUUCCAGUGAUACUGUGGGGGAAAACAGGGUUAGAUAAACAAGUUGGAAAAAUGCAGUGUGAUGUUGUAAUCUAAACAAGUGCCUUAUGUUUAUUGCUAAGAACUGGUGUUAUCAACCCUUUUAAUGAGAAGGGGUCCUCGGCCUGUAUUAAUAUAGGAAAGUAAAGAUCCUUCUGUUUUUCUUCAUAUUCACUCACUGUUAUUUCUCAUUGAAAAGCUAAAAUCUGACUAGCUUAGUUUACUUAGCUUUAAUUAGAUAGGUGAGUCAUACAUUUUCACCCUUUUUUCUGUAUUUAUUAUGCACAACAAUAAAAUGAUCUCUAAUAGCAUGACGAAAAGUAGUGCCGAUGUUGCUGGGAAGGUUUCUGGGUCUUACUCGGCCCUGUGUUGUCACCAUGAUUGUACUGCAUGCUCUAUCCUGUCAGAGCUGUGAAAUGAGAGCUGGGAAUGUAUGAAGAGCCAUGGUCCAGGAUCAGGUGGGUUGUGACGAACUCAAAUCCUUUCUAAUUAAUUGGUAAGACUAUUUCUGUUGCUGGGCAUACCAUCUAUUUGGGGAAAGCUAAAAAGUAGAGUACUGAAAAUACCAGGCAUUUGUUAUUUUAGAUAACUACUGCCCCUGAAUUCUGAAAAUGGCGAUAUUAAGAGAAUUCAGAUCAACCUUUCUGAUGGAGGAAGUCUUCCCUUUCUGCAUCAUGUUCCUGGUUUUUACAGAGAAGGAUUCUUCAUACCAUUUUGCUAUUGUCUAAGCUUUGCUGAACCCAUUGUUAAUCUAAUACACAAACCCUAUGAAAUGGCUGGCUAUGUUGUGCCAUAGGAAGCAGAGAUGGUCUCAGUUUUUGCUGGCUGAAAAUUUAACAACUUGUAGCAAUAAAACAUUUUUGGAAAAGG
This is a messenger RNA of Rattus norvegicus (Norway rat), 6018 nucleotides long. It is a transcript of the gene Naa15, whose product is annotated as N(alpha)-acetyltransferase 15, NatA auxiliary subunit. Gene Ontology annotation, cellular component: transcription regulator complex; nuclear body; cytosol. The transcript has 20 exons. Gene Ontology annotation, biological process: positive regulation of DNA-templated transcription; protein maturation. Gene Ontology annotation, molecular function: ribosome binding; acetyltransferase activity. Bases 231 to 2828 code for a protein of 865 amino acids. The record is from RefSeq and is marked provisional. Lineage: Eukaryota; Metazoa; Chordata; Mammalia; Rodentia; Muridae.